Molecule: messenger RNA, 1339 nt
Organism: Epinephelus fuscoguttatus (brown-marbled grouper)
Lineage: Eukaryota; Metazoa; Chordata; Actinopteri; Perciformes; Serranidae
Exons: 7
Coding region: 159-677 (172 amino acids)
Source: RefSeq, a predicted model, not a curated record
CUAGCAGCGGUGCAUCAUGGGAUACAAAAUGUCUCCGAAGAGCGCCGGCUAAUGCUAAUUUACGAGAGAUAACUGCGAAUAAAAAUACAUUUAGUCAUUUUUUCAGCGGUUGAAGUGUCUAGAUAUAUCUGAUAUAUUAACUACGUUUCACCGUCGCCAUGUCAACGAAAGCGGAAUGCAGAGUGUCCAGCUCCAGCGACAAAACAGAAAAAAGGAGGAGAUCAAGGAGCACAGGACAAGAAAAAAGCAAGCGUAAACGCAGCCGCAGUAGAUCUUCCUCAUCGUCCUCUUCUAGUUCAUCCUCCUCAUCUUCAUCCUCAUCGUCCUCUUCUUCAUCGGGUUCAUCACGCUCAUCCAGCCGCAGUCGGAGUAGCUCUAGCAGUAGCGACUCCCGCAGUAAGUCCAGAAAGCAGUCGAAGAAAAGGAAAAAGGAGAAACAACACAAAAAAAAAGGGAAGAAAGAGAAGCGACACAAACGCAAAAAAGAGAAGAAAUCAAAAGGAGAAGAAAACACAGGACCUGUACAGAUCUCCAAGUACUUGAAGGACAAGAAAAAGGGCAAGUACAGCAUGAUUUCAGGGAAGAAGAUAAAGAUGAAAGUAAAGAAGUCGAAGAAAGACAAACAGCGGGAUAAAAAUCGAGCAGAGCUUCUCGAGUUCUUGAACUCUACCCUGUGAUGCCACUGUUGACGGCAGUGGUGGAGCCCGGGCUUGGACAGCAGAACUCAGGAAACAACAACUCCGGCCUACCGGGUGAACAACAGUGAAGAGUUUUCUGAGAAAGAGACGAUGAUUACGACUUGAAUCGACACACAGGGGCAGCACCAAGCCCGACAGAGUGAAGGAGCUGUAGCUCUUGUAGGGAAGUGAGAUGCGUUCAGACCACUACCUUAAUUGUCAUCAUGCUACUGUUUAGGUGGCCAAUUCUUCAGCUUGGUCUUAUAGAUUUUGUAAUAUGAGAAGUGUUUAUGUUGAGCAACGUAAUCGACCAUUUUUAAUCAACUACGGUUACAUCUACACUAAAGGCCAGAACACACUAGGGCCGCUACUACUUUUACUGAAAGAUCUGUACUUCUUCCUCCUUUGCAUUAGCUUAAAAUCAAGUGUGGAGAGCUCGUAAUUAAACUUCAUUUCUCACCCGUAGAGCCAAUCGCUAGUAUCUUUUUGGCCAUUGUCUUUAUAAUGACGGGAUUGUGGGUUGUUAAGCUUGGGAGAUGUCGCGACAUCAGCAACGAGGCUCUCCUCGUCCAGUCUUUGUCACAAAAAAAACACAGCAACAGCUGCAGUACUCUUUAUACAUCCUUGGUGAGGAGAGGAGUCGAGCAGCUAUCGGAGCAGGG